AUGGAAGGCCACAAGGCAGAAGAUGAAGUGUUAGAUAUUCUUCGACUGAAUGUGGGUGGCUGUAUGUACACAGCCAGACGGGAGUCUUUGUGUCGUUUUAAGGACUCAAUGCUGGCGUCCAUGUUCAGUGGUCGUUUUCCUCUCAAAACGGAUGAAUCAGGGGCGUGUGUUAUUGACCGUGAUGGGCAUCUAUUUAAAUACCUUUUGGAUUAUCUUCAUGGAGAAGUUCAGAUUCCCACUGAUGAGCAAACGCGUGCUGCCCUGCAGGAAGAGGCUGAUUACUUUGGGAUCCCUUAUCCAUACAGCCUGCCUGACCACUUGGCCAAUGAAAUGGAGACAUAUUCUUUAAGGUCAAAUAUAGAACUUAAAAAGGCUUUAACAGACUUCUGUGAUUCAUAUGGCUUAGUUUGCAAUAAACCAACAGUUUGGGUUCUACACUAUCUUAACACAUCUGGAGCAAGCUGUGAGAAUAGAAUUAUUGGUGUGUAUGCUACAAAAACUGAUGGAACAGAUGCUAUUGAUAAACAGCUGGGAGGAAGAAUUCAUAGUAAAAGCAUUUUUAAAAGAGAGGCGGGAAAUAACGUUCAGUACAUCUGGAGUUACUACUCAGUAGCAGAAUUGAAGAAAAUGAUGGAUGCCUUUGAUACAUGGGAAGGAAAAGGUGUUAGCUACUGGCGGAUACCACGCGAGCUGAUAGAGUGCUGGACGCUGGAAGAACAGCCUCUGCUUGGAAGCCUGCGACACAUGGCCCCAAUUCGAAAAAGGCGACUGGUGACUUUCAACGAAGAGGAAGAAAGCGUGAACUGCAAGACUGGUCCUAAGCCAGUAAGGUAUUUGGGCCCUUCCACAAGCACCCAGAUCAAAGUCAAGAACUCAGCUUCAGUCAGGGUGUCUCCAGCCAGGGCUCCCCAGACCUUGGCAAACCGGCCUCACAGCAGCCCUGCACCUUCAAAAGCUGAGCCCGCUGUGGGGGCAAGGGCAUGCCGGGAGCCCCCGGCUGCCUGGGGAACCAGGAGUGCUGAAAAUGGGGCUGCACACCCACCUCCAGCAAAGCUUCUACUCUCUGACAAGAAGCCUACACCCAACCGAGUAAUCAAACUGAAGCGGACUCCUCUGUGUGCCGCCGUGCCUUCUCCGCCCACCUCGGCGGCAGUGAAGCAGACCCACUCCCCGGAGUUGCCUGCUCCCAAAGCUUCCAGCGCCGUGGGUGUGUGGACCGAAAACGGGAAGGACGAAAGUCACUGA
Orycteropus afer afer is the source of this 1245-nucleotide messenger RNA. RefSeq names its product potassium channel tetramerization domain containing 18 (gene KCTD18). NCBI's taxonomy places the organism in Eukaryota, Metazoa, Chordata, Mammalia, Tubulidentata, Orycteropodidae. The coding region runs from base 1 to 1245 and encodes 414 amino acids. The record is from RefSeq and is a predicted model, not a curated record. Gene Ontology annotation, biological process: protein homooligomerization. The transcript is spliced from 6 exons.